CUCCAAUGGGUAUUAAAAAUGUGGUUUUUCUCCUUUGUUGUCUUUGCAUGCUAACUUUCAUCAGUUUUGCCACUUCUAGGACUCCGGUGGUGUGCUACGACAGCGGAAACUUUACGGCCAAUGAUACGUAUGGGAGGAACCGCGAACUCAUCCUCUCUUCUCUCCCCUCUAAAAUCCCAGAAAACGGUGGUUUCUACACUGCCAUCGUUGGAGAAGAACCUAACAGGAUUUACACUUUGGGGCUAUGCAGAACCGAUGUUUCGCCUGAUGUUUGUUCCAGCUGCGUCAAUUCCACAAUCCCAGUUAUUAUCUCAACGUGUCCAAACCAGAAGGAAGCAAUUUCAUGGGGAGGGGAUCCUCCCUGUAUAAUACACUAUGCAAACCGCUCCUUCUUCGGAAUACUUAAGCUGUCUCCCACUGAUUCAGGGUAUAAUGUGAAUAAUCUCACCACAAAUUUGACAAAAUUUGAUCAGAUUUGGGAGAAUUUAGCGGACGGUAUAGUGAGAAGAGCUUCUGCUGGAACGUCAAGACUUAAGUUUGCCACAGGAGAAGCAAAGUUGACAUCUUUUCAAACAAUUUAUGCCUUAAUGCAGUGUACUCCAGAUCUAUCUCAAGGAGAUUGUGAUUUGUGCCUGAGGCAAUCCGUAAGUGAUUACCAAACAUGCUGCCAAGGGAAACAAGGAGGUUUUGUUCAGAAACCCAAUUGUUUCUUCCGAUGGGAUUUGUAUCCCUUUUAUGAAUAUCUGUCACCUCCACCUAGCAUUUCUCCUCCGGAUGCAAUUCCAAAUUCAACUAAUACAACUACCCCAAAAGUUUAUGCAGACAACAAAGACAUUGAUACUCCAACUGUUAUUGCUCUUGUUGUUUCAACCAUUGCUUCCAUAGCAAUUGUAGCCAUCGCUUGUGCUCUUUUCCGAAGGAGACGGGAACCAAAGCUAGAAAUGGAGGGCAUGGAUGACAGUAAUGGAGCUAAUGGUGCCAAGUCCCUACAGUUUAACUUUGCCACAAUAAUGGUUGCAACCGAUAACUUCUCAAUCAAGAACAAGCUAGGACAGGGUGGUUUUGGGGCUGUUUACAAGGGUAGGCUUCAGGAUGGACAAGAUAUAGCCGUGAAGAGGCUCUCAAUAAAUUCUGGACAAGGAGAACGAGAAUUUAUGAACGAAGUCAAGUUAAUGUCAAGACUUCAACAUAGAAAUUUGGUUAGGCUCCUAGGUUUUUGCUUGGACGGGAAUGAAAGACUUCUCAUCUAUGAGCUUAUUCCUAACUCAAGCCUUGAUCACUUCUUAUUCGAUCCAAUCAAACGAUUGCAACUAGAUUGGAACACAAGAUACAAAAUCAUAGGAGGAAUAGCUAGAGGAAUUCUAUACCUUCAUGAAGAUUCUCAACAUCGAAUCAUCCAUCGUGAUUUAAAAGUUUCCAACAUUUUGUUAGAUACAGAAAUGAAUCCUAAAAUUUCAGACUUCGGAAUGGCAAGGUUAUUUUCAGGGGAUGAAACACAUGCUGAUACACGUAACAUUGUUGGAACAUUUGGAUACAUGGCUCCAGAAUAUGCGAUGAAUGGGAAAUUUUCGAUUAAAUCUGAUGUUUAUAGCUUUGGCGUGCUAGUUUUGGAAAUCAUCAGCGGUCAAAAAAUCUAUUUCAGUAAUGGAGAAGAAGGGGAGUCUCUUCUCACCUAUGUAGAUUCCAUUUUGAGGGAUAGCUCAAGGAGCGAAAUGAUGAGAUGUAUCCAUCUAGGCUUACUAUGUGUUCAAGAAAAUGCUGCUAGAAGACCAACCAUGGCCUCUGUUGUUCUCAUGCUUAGUAGCAAUUCUGUAUCGCUUGAAGUGCCCUCAAAACCAGCAUAUGUUCCACUCUCUGUUGUGAAGCCAGAGGCAUCUGCAAGCGCACCAGCUCAAUUCACAGCGAACGAAGCCUCAAUUUCCGAUCUAGAACCUCGAUAGAGUUUAUGAGCGACUUGUCUCCUAGGGACACUAUUUACUAAUUAUAGAAACAAUGUAGAACCUAUGGAAACAGCUUCAAUAUUAAGUGUUACUUCAAAGCAUCAUUGAAUUGUACACUACCUAUUAUGGAUUUUUUAAGGGGAAGAGAUAACAGUAGAGAGGAGGAGAGACACCUGGAGUUCACUCUUUAAAUGAGAUGAAGCUCCAAUAUUUCAUUCAUCCUCUGCCAUAAACAGAGACCAUAAAAUACAAAAACAAUAUUUUCUACUUAACAUUGUGCCUUUCGCUACCUGAAACAUUGACUAAAUCUAACACAAUUGCAACCAUGUAUGGCAGCCCAUAUGCAACAAUGUCGCUGCCAUUAGUUCUAUCCUUCUUCUGCUGUCAUUUGGCUGUCCCUUGCUCUCAUAAGUGCAGCCCUCAUUUGCAUCUCAUUUUUCAUUGCAUUUGCUGCCAAAGUUUUGCAUCUUUGACAACGCUGCUCCAAUACUAACGAGGGUAUCCUCUAGUAAUGGAUGCAUCAUCCACGAAGCAAGAGGUUGAUUUGUCCGUAUUCCUAUCCCGCUCCAGCUCCACACAACCACUACGUAGUCCUGUGAUACUGCCAAAGAAAAAUGCAUUCUUUUGAGGCGCAGGAAGAGUAACAGAUGAACUGCUAAGCAAGGUAACUACUCUUGUCAUGGUUGGUCUUGCAGUUGGGUUUUCUUGAACAGAAAGCAACCCAAUCUGAAUACACCUGGUAACUUCGUUACUCACAUAAGAAUCUCUUAAAAGUUGGAUCCAUUAAUUCCAAUACCAUCCCACCUUUCCAAUGCUUCCAUGCCUGCAAUAAAUCAUGAAAUUUGGA
Molecule: messenger RNA, 2787 nt
Organism: Rubroshorea leprosula
Lineage: Eukaryota; Viridiplantae; Streptophyta; Magnoliopsida; Malvales; Dipterocarpaceae
Source: the annotation of a GenBank genome assembly